GCGGUAGUGUUUGCAUUGAAGAUUUGGAGGCAUUAUCUCUACGGGGAGACGUGUCACAUUUAUACUGAUCAUAAGAGCCUGAAGUAUGUAUUCACUCAGAAAGAGUUGAAUAUGAGGCAGAGGAGAUGGAUGGAGUUGAUCAAGGACUAUGACUUGAUCAUCGACUAUCAUCCCGGAAAGGCCAAUGUAGUGGCCGACGCACUGAGCAGAAAGAGUACGUCAGGGACGCUACUCACAUGUCUACAGGCAUUGAGGGCACACGUGGAGGUAUCCACGAGCGGGGCGCUCAUUGCUAGAUUCGAGGUGAGGCCUACAUUGCUGAGUGAGAUCAGUAGAUGUCAGGCCAUUGAUGAGGAAUGUCAGAAGAUCCGCGAACGGAUCCUUGAGGGGCCCGUCGAGAAUUUUCGGGGACGUGGUGACGGUCUUUUAUUAUUUAAGGAUCGUGUGUGUAUACCAAAGAAUGAGGAGCUCCAGAGGGCUAUACUUGAGGAGGCUCAUUCUUCAGCAUAUGCCAUGCAUCCAGGGGGUACUAAGAUGUACCGAGAUCUGAAGGAAAGUUACUGGUGGUCAGGCAUGAAGAAGGAUAUCGCAGGGUUUGUGAGUCGAUGCCUUACUUGCCAGCAAGUUAAGGCAGAGCAUCAACACCCAGCAGGGCUCUUACAACCGCUCACCAUCCCAGAGUGGAAGUGGGAACAUGUGACCAUGGACUUCGUGGUGGGGCUGCCACGAACAGUGAACAACUACGAUGCCGUAUGGGUAGUGGUUGAUAGGCUCACCAAGAGUGCACACUUUCUGCCUAUCAACAUUACUUAUCCUCUUGAAAGAUUGGCCAAGCUAUACACGGAGGAGAUUGUGAGAUUACAUGGAGUCCCAAUAUCCAUUGUCUCGGAUAGGGAUCCACGAUUCACAUCCCGAUUUUGGCCAAAGUUUCAAGCAUCUUUGGGGACUAAACUGAAGUUCAGCACAGCUUUUCACCCACAGACCGAUGGACAGUCCGAGCGGGUGAUGUGAGCUGGUUGAGAUCACCAAGGCCAAGGUGAGGAUCAUUCGGGAUAGACUGAAGGCUGCUCAGGACCGACAGAAGAGUUAUGCUGAUAAACGGCGGAGACCGUUGGAGUUCGAAGUCGGUGAUGAGGUCUUCCUAAGGAUUUCUCCUUGGAAGGGCAUCAUCCGAUUCGUAUCGAGGGGGAAGCUUAACCCCCGAUACAUAGGUCCGUUUGAGAUCCUUGAAAGGAUCGGGGCCGCGGCUUACCGACUCAAGUUGAGGCCUGAACUUGAGAAGAUACAUGACGUGUUUCAUGUAUCAAUGCUCAAGAAGUACAUACGAGACCCAUCUCAUAUUCUUGAGAGACCACCGGUAGAGAUCCGUGAGGACUUGCAAUAUGCGGUGGAACCAGUGAAGAUUGUUGGUCAACAGGUGAAGAAGCUUAGGAAUAAGGAGAUUCCUAUGGUAAAGGUCCUUUGGAGGAGUGAUCGAGUCGAAGAAGAAACUUGGGAGACCGAGGUCUCCAUGAGGGAGCAAUACCCAUUUCUUUUCGAUUAGAUACUUGGAUUUCGGGGACGAAAUCCCAAAUAAGGGGGGGUGAACUUGUAACACCGUCCCCAAAUAUAUUUACUUUUAUGUAAAUAAUGUAUCGAACCUUAUUAAAGGAUUAAUGAAUUUACGAAGUUGUAAAUUUUUAUUAUUUCUUUCGCGUGAUUAGUAAAUUGCACGUGGGACCCACACCGGGAGCGGGGGCCGCCCGACACUCCCGAGACAACAUAUUUAUUCAUCUUGGUCAAGAUAAUAUUUAUAUAGUGGUGGAUAUUUUAUUUGGGUCGUGGAAAGGCGCAGAGUUGACCGAUUGGGAAAAAGAGGCCCAAUUACCGUACCGACAAUUCAACGAAUAGCAGCCCAGAAAUGAAUUCCGGAGACUUCCGAAUUAACGUUUUGGAAUAUAUAUUAUUUCAAAGGGGCGUUAUGAUUGGGAACACAUAAUAUACUUUAUUUUACCGAUAAAAUAAAUUGUGAUUAAAACAGUCCGAAAAAUACAACUUUCGGGACCGAUUGUACACAUCGGGACACAAAGGGAUGACCUCCCACAUGAGUGGGGGCCACCCCACGUUUUUGUGUGCUCAACAAGACCUAUUGGGGCUGGAAUGACCAAAGGAUAUGUGGAGGAGGAUCAUUUGGCAUCUAUAGUACCAAGGAGGACCCCUCACCCUCUCUUAUUUGCCAUUUGAGACAAAAGUGGGUGUCCUCUCUCCCACCUAUCAUCAACUUCGACCAACCCCAUCAAGAAAGGAGAAGGAAGCUCUCAAACCAUCCUCCAUAGCUGCAAAAUUCGAGCUCAAGCAUAAGUGCUCAAAGAAGGAAGAUUAAAGAGGGAAAAAGUUGGGAAAAGUGUGAAUAAUCAAGGAACUUGUGAAAGGUAUUUCAAGUGAUUUCACAAAGUUGGAAGAGUCGCCGGAGUUGUCGCCGGAGUUGACCAAAAGUCGCCGGAGUUUCACCGGAGUUCAACCAAGAAGGGUAGAACUUCAUAACGCUAGUUCAAGGUUGAAGCUAGGGCUUGCUACCUGCACCUUUCUACGGGUGACAUCAAUCAAGGAAGACGUGGUUCGUGCUUCCUCAUUUUAUUUCAAAUUACCAAACAUUGCUCAUGGAUAUUUUUAUUUGUCAUAAACUAUUCUUUUGGGGCUUGCAUGCCCAUGUUAUUGGCCGGUUGUGGCUUAUGACUUACCGUUGAAUAUUUCCGCUAUUCAUUGGUUUAAAUGUGAUGUUGUUAUGUAUGUUU
Messenger RNA from Cuscuta epithymum, 2774 nucleotides. Lineage: Eukaryota; Viridiplantae; Streptophyta; Magnoliopsida; Solanales; Convolvulaceae. The record is from the annotation of a GenBank genome assembly.